Molecule: messenger RNA, 1701 nt
Organism: Brassica oleracea var. oleracea
Lineage: Eukaryota; Viridiplantae; Streptophyta; Magnoliopsida; Brassicales; Brassicaceae
Exons: 5
Coding region: 1-1701 (566 amino acids)
Source: RefSeq, a predicted model, not a curated record
AUGUGUCUGUACGAGGCAUUUUUUACUCAUUUGCGUCUCUGGUUUCCUCUCCCUCGUCUUCUGACGUCGUAUGCUGCUGCCCGGGAUAUCGUCUUGACUCAAUUUACUCUUGCCGCCAUGCAGAAUGUAGUUGCGGCUCUGGUUUUGGGGGCAGAGGUCGGCAUUGAUGUCGAUCUUCGUUUCUUCGAGGAAUUGGCUAAUAUUAGCAGGAACUUAGGGACUCCCAAUACUUUCUACAUAAAUAUUAAGUCUCGUCACGACAUUCUUAGGGGGAGGGUGAAUAAGGCGCAUGAGUGGUUUCAGCGUUAUUUCUUCGUCUGGAUUGACUCGGCUUCUGUGGCGGAUCUUAACGCGGUCCUGAGAGGGACUUGGAACUCUUCGCCUAAGCGUCAUCCAAUCCCGCUUCCUCCGCCGGCGGUUUUUUCUCGCGGAGUAGAAAAGAUUCGUGAAUUGGGGGUUCAGCAGUGGUCCGACUUCGAUCGUGAUCGUAUCUUUUGUAGCGUUCCACGUAUCUCGGCCGGUGCUCCCUCCGGCGGUCGAUCGGGUCUUCGUGGUCGGUCUUCGUCGCGUCCCCCUUCACUCGUGAUGCCUUGUCGAGCCGCUCGCUCUCCUUCGGUGCGGACCGGGGGCGCCCGUCAUGACAUCCCUCCGUAUUCGAGUGUUAUGAAUGAUGAGGUGACGAGUUCUUCCUUGCGGGAAGAAAACAUGGGAAUGGCCCAGUUCAGCCCCUUGAAUCGUGAUGUUGAGCCCGAAAGGGCGUUUGGUGAAUCUGGUGGAAUGAAUCCGGCUGCUCCUGAAGGUGGGGAGCCGGUUAGUGUUGAAAGGGGGGCUUCUGAUACAGCCCCGACAGGUGGUUUUAUGGCUGAUGCCAUCCGUUCUGAUGUCCGGGAAGGUCGAGAGUCUAGGUCUCUCAAGCGUCUGUCCGAAGAUGUUCCGACGGAGGGUGCCCCUGAAGAGAAGAGAUCUCAGCGGGAUCCCCAUGCCCGGGUGUUCCGUUAUAACAACGACACUCCUUUUGUGAACGAUGAGCGCGCUUGCGCCGAGUACUUCUGUCUUCCGAGGAAUGCGUUCACGGACAUUCCUGAUGUUGAUAAUCUAGUGCAUUCUCAGGAGUUCAAGGAUAUGUCUCGCUCUACUGCUCAGUCGAAUGCCCAUGCGGUGCGGCUUGUGUAUCUUUACGAGAGGGAUCUUCGGAGGGUGCGGGCCAAGCUGGAGGACAUGUUCGCGGAGAAGGAGUCGUGCGAUACUCGUAUCAAAGAGCUGGAGGUUGCCGUCGGCGGCUUAAGUUCCUCCGCUGAGGUUCUUCGGGCGGAGCUUGCGGCGUCGUCGAGUCGUGAGGCCAUUCUUCGAUCUCAGAUUGGGGAUCAGCAAAAUGCUCUUGGGCGAGGAUCAGUUAUCUCGAGCAAAGUCGCAAAGAUUGUGCUGCGAAGGAGGGCGUACUUGGAUGAUCAAGAGCAUGUGAAGGAGCUUGUCUUCAAGGAGAACCAGAUGACCGGGAUCGUGUCUUGUCUUGAGGUUUGUAUUGAGGAAGGCAUUCCGAUUCCUUCGGAGAAGUUGAGGCGUCACCGGGUGGCUUUGAGGGAAUACACUGACCUUCUGGACAACACCGAGGUCGCGGCUUUGGAGGAUGACGAUCUCGUGGUUUCUCCCCUUCUUUCUUCUUCUUUAAGACUUAGUAUUAAAAAUGAUAAUGUUGUUUGA